Molecule: messenger RNA, 3367 nt
Organism: Ceratina calcarata
Lineage: Eukaryota; Metazoa; Arthropoda; Insecta; Hymenoptera; Apidae
Product: phenoloxidase 1-like
Exons: 9
Coding region: 892-3147 (751 amino acids)
Molecular function (GO): oxidoreductase activity
Source: RefSeq, a predicted model, not a curated record
CUACGCGUUCGCGCGUCCUUAGCUCUCAGAUCGGAAUAGGAUCUCCUCGCAAACGACUCGCCCGGGGAGUCCAGCUCUGCCUCCUCUUUCUCGAUGUUCUCGACGAUCCGAUUCGUCUCGCUUUGGAAAUAAAAGUCUCGCUGUCUAGACAAACGGCGGCUGAUGUCGAUCACUCGACUCGCUAGGCACGCGGCUUGAUUCGGCGACGGGAGAUGCUGCAGACGCUUCCUCAGAUCGGAAGGGGAACUCUCGUCGGAACUGGUGUCGCCUCGCGGGUUAUCUUCGUCCUCGUUGAACGAACGAUCUGCACCAUCAGGGUUACGUCCACUGUUUAUUCGUCGGGUUAAUCGUUAAAACGAGCGGCCUCUCUUUCAAAUCGCUCCUGUUCGAAUUCCGUCUUAAAAUUGGCAAGUUCGUACCGUACCGUCGUCGGAAAGCAAUAUGCCAUCGUUUUGUACAACAUAAAAUAUAGAAUGAUCGGAUUCGAUUCGGAUAUGAUACGAGAGGAAAAUGAAGGGGAGAUUAGGUUUGAAAGAUCGUCGUACCAGCGGAAGAUGACAAGGGGCUGGGCGUUUUCACUUCUGCGUUCUCUAAAAUUUCGUCGUCGUCGCCGUCGUUUAACAUAUCGAGUCCAUGGGAAAUGUGUCGCUGAUAUUCUAUCCACGGAUCUGCGACGGGAGGUUAAUCAGAAACGUUUAAAUCGAUCUGCGGUCAGCGUGACACGGAAAACAAGAGAAUGCACGGUUCCGCUUAGGUACACGAAACAACUGGAUUGUCACCUGGCACCUGUUCGAUUUCGAAUCCGCUGGGAUUUAGGCAACAUAUUUUUAGACAGCGACAAAUUUUCCUGGUUUCUGGCGAAACCAGGAAAAUUACACUUUAUCCUCAUGGAUGUUAUUUUACUCGUUGCGGGUUUUGCGGUUGUUGGAGAACGUCGGUCAGACUGUAUAUAAAGCGGAGCUGGCUACGGUCAUUAUCCUUACUGUCGAGACGUUGACGUUCGCUCUUGGACAUUCCACCGCGUAUCAUACGCAACCGUUUGCGUGUUUUAUAAUCGAUUUAAAAAUGACAGACAAGUCGAAUAUUCUGUAUCUGUUCGAUCGGCCAUCCGAACCAAUUUACGUUCCCAAGGGGAACGAGAAAGUCUCUUUCGAUAUUCCACCCAACUACCUGCCCGAGCAGUACCGAAAUGUCGCUGUUCAAGUGCUGAAUCGGUUUGGCGACGAAGCAGAGACGAAGAUUCCGGUGAAACAGAUAUCUCUUCCGGAUCUGAGCGUUCCGAUGCAACUGGGACGUCGUCAGCCCUUCUCGUUGUUCAUUCCGGCCCAUCGGAAGAUGGCUGGUCGGUUGAUCGACAUCUUUUUGGGUAUGCGAACGUACGAAGACUUCCUGUCGGUUUCGGUGUACUGCCGCGAUCGUGUGAACCCAGAUAUGUUCAUCUAUGCUUUGUCGGUGGCGAUCCUUCAUCGUCCCGAUACGAAAGAUCUGCCGAUACCGCCACUGAACGAAGUGUUUCCGGACAAGUAUGUGGACAGCGGAGUAUUUUCGAGGGCGCGGGAGGAAGCCAACAUCGUGCCCGCGGGUUCUCGGAUACCGAUCGAGAUCCCGAGAGAUUAUACUGCGUCGGACUUGGACGAAGAACACCGUAUCGCUUACUGGAGAGAAGACAUCGGCGUGAAUCUUCAUCACUGGCAUUGGCACCUGGUGUAUCCCUUCGAGGGAGACAUCAGGAUCGUUAACAAAGAUCGCCGCGGAGAGAUCUUUUACUAUUCGCAUCAACAGAUCAUCGCGAGAUACAAUUGCGAACGUCUAUGCAACAAACUCCCGCGAGUGAAGCGUUUCAUCAACUGGCGCGAGCCGAUCCCGGAAGCUUAUUUCCCGAAACUGGACUCUCUGGUCGCCAGCCGCACGUGGCCGGCUCGGCACGGCGGUGCCGUCCUCAAGGACGUCAACCGACCUGCGGACGACCUGAACUUCGACAUCCAGGAUAUGGAAAGAUGGCGCGAUCGCAUCUACGAAGCGAUCCACACAGGAUCCGUGAUGAACGCGAGAGGAGAAAGAAUUCUGCUGACCGAGAAGGAUGGCAUCGAUGUGCUCGGAAACAUCCUCGAGGCCAGCAUUCUCUCCGUCAAUCGAAACAUAUACGGGGAUUUGCACAAUUUCGGCCACAUCGCCAUUUCCUUCGUGCACGAUCCGGAUCAUCGUUAUUUGGAAAAUUUCGCUAUUAUGGGUGAUACUGCGAUCAACAUGCGGGACCCUAUAUUCUAUCGAUGGCACGCGUUCGUCGACGACGUUUUCCAGGAACACAAAAACACGUUACCUCCCUAUUCCGUUGCACAGUUGGACUACCCAGGCGUCGAGAUAACCGACGUGAAGCUGACGUCGUCGCGUAACCGACAGCAACGCAACGUUCUCGAGACUUUCUGGACGAAGAGCGACGUCGACAUGUCCCGUGGGCUCGACUUCACUCCGCGUGGCCCUGUGCUCGUUCGCUUUACUCACUUGAAUCACGCCGAUUUCGUGUACACCAUCGUCGUAAACAAUCGUGGCAACACUCCGCGAAGAGGAACCGUCCGCAUCUUCCUCGGACCCAGGCAGGACGAGCGCGGACUGCCGCUUCCGUUCAGGCAACAGAAGAAUCUGAUGAUCGAGAUGGACAAAUUCACCGUCACGCUUCGCCCAGGGCAAAACACGAUUGAACGUAAGUCGACGGAAUCUUCGGUGACCAUUCCUUUCGAGAGGACCUUCCGCAACGUGGAUCAGAACAGACCGACGGAGGCCCUGGCCUUGGACCAGUUCAACUUCUGCGGAUGCGGUUGGCCGCAACAUCUGCUCCUGCCCAGAGGAAACAAAGAGGGAUUCCCUAUGGAUCUGUUUAUCAUGAUAUCCGAUUAUAGCGGCGAUGCUGUUGAACAAGACGAGUCGCCGAGCUGCAGAGACGCCGUGAGCUAUUGCGGGUUGAGGGACAGAAAAUACCCUGACGCUCGUCCCAUGGGAUACCCGUUCGAUCGGCAACCUCGCGCUGGCGUCGAGAAUCUACCUCAAUUCCUUACCGGAAACAUGGCCGUGGCUGGAGUGACCGUUCGAUUCUCGGACACGGUUGUACCCAGAUCCGGAUCCGGUAGUGUCGGAAACUCGCUCAUGUAAUAAUCUUCCGUAAUAAGCACUCUUCUCGGAUCUUAAUGUUAAACGCUUGAACUUUCAAAGGAAGAUCAUUUACGCUUAGCUUUAGAUAUAAAUAUAACGAGUCAGUCUUGACAAAUAAAGUAAGAUGCAAAUAUAAAACGGAAAAAAAAUCUAAAAUCUUAUCUUGAAUUGUAUGCUGAUUAAUGAUCAAUAAUCUGAUCAAUAAAUAAAUGAAGACGAA